Molecule: messenger RNA, 1878 nt
Organism: Carassius auratus (goldfish)
Lineage: Eukaryota; Metazoa; Chordata; Actinopteri; Cypriniformes; Cyprinidae
Product: neuronal acetylcholine receptor subunit beta-2-like
Exons: 7
Coding region: 231-1700 (489 amino acids)
Biological process (GO): monoatomic ion transmembrane transport
Cellular component (GO): postsynaptic membrane
Molecular function (GO): acetylcholine-gated monoatomic cation-selective channel activity; transmembrane signaling receptor activity
Source: RefSeq, a predicted model, not a curated record
UCUGUGGACGGGCUCGCGCUUUUCUCGGCGCACUGGAGUACAUUGCCUUAACGCGAGCAAAACAUUUGUCGAUGAUUGAGAGACGGCUGCUGAAUGCUGAGAGAGAAAGAGCAAAGCCCGGAGCACAGAGAAUAACCCUCGGCUAGGGUAAAGCACCACAGCGCCCGUCCUGGAGAGUGCACUGGACAUCACUGUGAACCUUCACCCAGGACAGAAAGAGAGAGAGAGUAAUGGUCUUCGUGAUGGCAUCAAAGUGGCUUAUUUGUUUCUGCCUACUUUGGCUCUGCGUGACAAGGUCUCUUGCUGCUGAUGCUGAGGAGAGGCUGGUAGAUUUUCUGCUCGGUCCUGAGCGUUACAAUAAACUUAUCCGUCCUGCGGUCAAUAAGAGUCAGCAGGUCACUAUUGGCAUCAAAGUCUCUCUUGCACAGCUCAUUAGUGUGAAUGAGAGGGAACAAAUCAUGACGACGAAUGUGUGGCUGACUCAGGAGUGGACUGACUACAGACUGGUGUGGGACCCGAAUGAGUAUGAAGGCAUCAAAAAACUACGAAUACCAUCACAGCACAUCUGGCUUCCUGAUAUAGUACUCUAUAACAAUGCUGAUGGUGUAUAUGAAGUUUCAUUUUACUGCAAUGCCGUAGUCUCCAACACUGGGGAUAUUUUCUGGCUCCCUCCUGCCAUCUACAAGAGCGCCUGUGCUAUAGAAGUCCGUAACUUCCCUUUCGAUCAACAGAACUGCACGCUUAAAUUUCGCUCUUGGACCUAUGACCGCACAGAACUCGAUCUUGUCUUGACGUCUGAUUUUGCCAGUCGUGAUGACUACACACCCAGCGGCGAAUGGGAUAUCGUGUCCCUCCCUGGCAGAAAAAACGAAGACCCCAAUGACCUCACAUAUCUGGAUAUCACAUACGACUUUGUGAUUAAACGCAAACCCCUCUUCUACACGAUUAACCUUAUCAUUCCAUGCGUCCUCAUCACGUCUCUUGCAAUUCUGGUUUUCUACCUCCCUUCAGACUGUGGAGAGAAGGUGACACUAUGCAUGUCGGUUCUUCUGGCUCUUACUGUGUUUCUGCUCCUGAUAUCGAAGAUCGUUCCACCAACAUCAUUAGCUGUUCCAUUAAUAGGAAAGUAUCUGAUGUUUACGAUGGUGCUGGUCACAUUUUCUAUUGUGACGAGUGUGUGUGUGCUCAACGUGCACCACCGUUCUCCAUCGACACACUACAUGCCCGAGUGGGUCAAGUGUGUGUUUCUUCAUAAGCUUCCUGCUUUCCUUCUGAUGCGACGGCCUGGAAGGUCUAAUGUACGGGAAAGGUUUCGACGGAAACACCAACGGAAAUCAUUCUCAUCUCAUCAGGAUGGAGACUCGUUCUUCUUAAGUGAUGACCCUGGGCGUGUGUGCGGGGCUUGGAGGGUCGGUGACCUCCCUGAGGGGUCGGAGUUCAGGCAGAGAGUGAAAGUCAGGCACGACCAAGAUGUGGAUGAGGCCAUAGAUGGUGUGAGGUUCAUUGCUGAACAUAUGAAGAUUGAGGAUGACGAUGAAGGGAUCAUUGAGGACUGGAAGUAUGUAGCCAUGGUGAUCGACCGGCUCUUCCUCUGGAUUUUUAUCCUGGUGUGUGUCGUCGGCACACUCGGACUCUUUGUUCAGCCUCUCUUUCAGAGCUACAACACCCCCGUGGCAGAAGAAGUAUAUGGGGAUUUCUAAAAUAUCCACUGAGUGAUCCUGUGACUUUGGGGCAUACCAGCUUUGACAUAUCACAAACACAAAUCCACAUUAACGUUUAGCAGAACAGAACCAUUGUGGGCCGAAUUCACUAAACUGUUGCAUUAGCGUGUGGUGUUUCAGCGCAAACUUAUGAAUUUUAUUCACCAACCACCCACAA